Molecule: messenger RNA, 1105 nt
Organism: Bemisia tabaci
Lineage: Eukaryota; Metazoa; Arthropoda; Insecta; Hemiptera; Aleyrodidae
Product: forkhead box protein J1-like
Biological process (GO): regulation of transcription by RNA polymerase II
Cellular component (GO): nucleus
Molecular function (GO): DNA-binding transcription factor activity, RNA polymerase II-specific; RNA polymerase II cis-regulatory region sequence-specific DNA binding
Source: RefSeq, a predicted model, not a curated record
UGGAGGCUGACUAUGCCGGUGGGCCAGCCUCUCAAGAUGGAGGAUGUGGCUCCAGACCUGACCAGCCUCAACUGGUUGCAGAACCUCAACAUCAUGAACGUAGCUUCCUUACCCACACCUCCCUCCUCACCACUCUCCCCACCUCGCCAUACUAAAGUCCUUCCUAAAAAAGUCACUCCUAGUCUUUGUUUAAAUUUAAGUCCCUCAACCGCCGAGGAUUACAGAAACAACGGUGACUCGAAGCCACCGUUCUCGUAUGCAACGCUCAUUUGCAUGGCCAUGCGGGCCAACAAUAACAAAAUGUCACUUAGUUCAAUUUACUCCUGGAUCAAGGAUAACUUCAAGUACUAUAGGAAUGCUGAUCCCAGUUGGCAGAACUCGAUAAGGCACAACCUCUCGCUGAACAAGUGCUUCUUGAAAGUGCCGCGAACGAAGGACGAGCCGGGGAAAGGCGGGUUCUGGCGGUUGGACAUGGAGCGACUGGAGGAAGGCGCGCGUCACCGCCGCCGACUCGGCUGCACGCGGCUGCCCCCGACGCACCCCCGCAAGAAGCCCCCGCCGCCCGUCACCAUCGUCACCCCGCAGAACAACAACGACACCACCCUCUCCGACUUGAACCAGCCCCUGGACCAGAGCACCCUCCCGGCCGCCCCCGCCCUCGCCGCCAACGACCCCCAGCAGCGGAUCCAGAUCUACAUCGACGAGAACGACGAGCCCCAGUUCGCCGUGAGCAUGGAGGCCCUCCAGAGCCCCGAGGCCGCGGACCUGAAGCUGGACGGUGCCAAGAUCGAGGACAUGAUCGGCAUCAAGACGGACACCUUCUUCUCGGCGAAUAGUCUCGGCUACGAGGAGGAGGACUACACGGCCUCCAUCAUGGCCAUCGAGGACGUCGGCCCGAACGCCACCCUCCCCGAGGACGAGCUCACCAACCUCCUCUUCAACUCCAACGGCUGGGACGAGUCGCAACUCGAGUACCUAGAUAGCUUGCUCGACUCACUAUAGACUUGUUUCUUGUCCUGACCGUCAUCUUUACGCUCCUGCAUCCAGCGGGCUGAUUAUUGAAAUUGAUAGACAGGAGCGGACUGGUAGUCGAAAAGUUAGGAGG